CUCCUCCUCCUCCUCCACCUCCUCCUCCUGCUCCCCUCCGUUGCCUGUUCUCCCCUCCUGCACUCCUGGAGAUAGACGCUCAAGCCUGACGCCUCUGAAAAGGCAGCAGCAGUCGCCUUAUCCUUAGACCUCAGGAAAUUCGCUUUGACCGAUGCAUGCUUCAGGCUCUGGCUGGAGCUAAGGGGAAUAACCAGGCAGAUUUCUGGGUCCUUAUUAAAAGACCAAGUGAAAUCAGAAUGCUUCACCAACAUACAGCCUAUUGAUAUGCUGGCAUCUUGGUGUGGCCUUGCAGAGGAGGUGAGAAAAGAAGACUUGUGAUUUCACCAGCUGACAGCUUCUGGCUAUUCCACAACUGGGUCUGAGUCCUACUGUCAGGGAGGUUAAAAUCCCAAAUGAAGUCAGCCUGGGAGGCUAUGCACAAGGAGCUUGGUCUUGGCUGCAGUGGUGCUGGAAGCCUUGAAAUGACAAGCAGCAGGUCUCUGAAGCUACUCCAGUGCUAACCAGUAGUGACCUUUCUCUGUGCUUGGGGCCUACAUCUGGAGGGGACUUGAAACAUCCCAAGCAUCCAGGAUCCUGGUUCACUGCUGGCUUCCAGUUACUUCCUGAGAAAAGUGUUUCUUCCUGACUCUACUUUAGGGGCACCACACUGGCGGUACCUCUGUAGGUCACGGUAUUGGAAGAGUGAAGUAUUUGAUGACACCAAGGAUACCCUUAAAUUAGACCAUUGGAUGCAAAUGGGUCAGUGAUUCCCCUUGAUCUUCAAUUGCCUCCUUUUUCAGAACGUUGCCUCCAAAGUGUAUCCUCCCUUUGGCCUGGAAGUUCUGCGGCUUCCCUGUACCACUGGGGUCUGCAUUUUCCAGUUGGAAGGGGACUACAGGGAGCCAGGAAGGGGCUGCUGGAAGAGGAGAAGAAGAAAAAAAGAGCUGAAAGGGCGCCCAUCCCGCCCUGUCCCGCCUGCCCCCUCCUCCCCCUUUCUCCGCAGACCCUUAUUUCUCUGUGAGGGUGUCCAGGACCAUUUUGACCCUGUCGGCCCCGGCUCCCCCCCGCCGCACCCCAGCCCCGAGCAUGGGGACGGCGCUCCUCCAGCGCGGGGGUUGCUUUCUCCUGUGCCUGUCGCUGCUGUUGCUGGGCUGCUGGGCAGAGCUGGGCAGCGGGCUGGAGUUCCCAGGCGCCGAGGGCCAGUGGACGCGCUUCCCCAAGUGGAACGCGUGCUGCGAGAGCGAGAUGAGCUUCCAGCUGAAGACGCGCAGCGCACGCGGCCUCGUGCUCUACUUCGACGACGAGGGCUUCUGCGACUUUCUGGAGCUCAUCCUGACCCGGGGCGGCCGCCUGCAGCUCAGCUUCUCCAUCUUCUGCGCCGAGCCCGCCACGCUGCUGGCGGACACCCCGGUCAACGACGGCGCGUGGCACAGCGUGCGCAUCCGUCGGCAGUUCCGCAACACCACGCUGUACAUCGACCAGACGGAGGCCAAGUGGGUGGAGGUCAAGUCCAAGCGCAGGGACAUGACGGUGUUCAGUGGGCUGUUCGUGGGCGGGCUGCCCCCCGAACUGCGAGCCGCUGCGCUCAAGCUCACGCUGGCAUCCGUCAGGGAGCGCGAGCCCUUCAAGGGCUGGAUCCGGGACGUCAAGGUCAACUCCUCGCAGGCGCUGCCCGUGGACAGCGGCGAGGUCAAGCUGGACGACGAGCCGCCCAACAGCGGCGGCGGGAGCCCGUGCGAGGCGGGUGACGAGGGCGAGGGUGGCGUGUGUCUCAACGGAGGCGUGUGCUCCGUGGUGGACGACCAGGCAGUGUGCGACUGUUCCAGAACAGGCUUCCGCGGCAAGGACUGCAGCCAAGAAGACAACAAUGUGGAAGGUCUGGCGCACCUGAUGAUGGGCGACCAAGGUAAAAGUAAAGGAAAAGAAGAAUACAUUGCCACUUUCAAAGGAUCUGAAUACUUCUGCUACGACUUGUCUCAAAACCCCAUUCAAAGCAGCAGUGAUGAAAUAACUCUGUCCUUUAAAACUCUUCAGAGGAAUGGACUGAUGCUUCACACAGGGAAAUCAGCUGAUUAUGUCAAUCUGGCCUUGAAAAAUGGAGCUGUCUCUCUGGUCAUUAAUUUGGGAUCAGGGGCCUUUGAAGCACUAGUGGAGCCCGUGAAUGGAAAGUUUAAUGAUAAUGCCUGGCAUGAUGUGAAAGUCACCAGGAAUCUGCGUCAGCACUCAGGCAUUGGACACGCUAUGGUGACAAUAUCAGUGGAUGGGAUUCUUACCACAACGGGCUACACUCAAGAAGAUUACACCAUGCUGGGGUCUGAUGACUUUUUCUAUGUUGGAGGCAGUCCCAGCACAGCCGACCUUCCAGGGUCCCCAGUCAGUAACAACUUUAUGGGCUGUCUCAAAGAGGUUGUAUAUAAAAAUAAUGAUGUAAGAUUGGAACUCUCUCGACUUGCCAAGCAAGGAGAUGCCAAGAUGAAGAUCCAUGGAGUGGUGGCAUUUAAAUGUGAAAACGUUGCAACUUUAGACCCAAUCACUUUUGAAACCCCAGAGUCUUUCAUCUCUUUACCCAAAUGGAAUGCAAAGAAAACAGGCUCCAUCUCGUUUGAUUUCCGUACAACAGAGCCAAAUGGCCUCAUCUUAUUCAGCCAUGGCAAGCCAAGGCAUCAAAAAGAUGCCAAGCACCCACAGAUGAUUAAGGUUGACUUCUUUGCUAUUGAAAUGCUGGACGGCCACCUGUACCUCCUCUUGGACAUGGGGUCGGGUACCAUAAAAAUAAAAGCACUGCAGAAGAAAGUCAAUGAUGGAGAAUGGUAUCAUGUGGAUUUCCAGAGAGAUGGACGGUCAGGUACCAUUUCUGUCAACACCCUGCGCACUCCCUACACUGCUCCCGGUGAAAGUGAGAUCUUGGACCUGGAUGAUGAAUUGUACCUGGGUGGCUUGCCAGAGAAUAAGGCCGGCCUUGUCUUCCCCACUGAGGUGUGGACUGCUCUGCUCAACUAUGGCUACGUGGGCUGCAUCCGGGAUCUGUUCAUUGAUGGCCAAAGCAAAGACAUCCGGCAGAUGGCGGAAAUUCAGAGUACUGCUGGAGUGAAGCCAUCCUGCUCAAGGGAGACAGCAAAACCGUGCCUUAGCAAUCCUUGCAAAAACAAUGGCAUGUGCAGGGAUGGCUGGAACAGAUACGUCUGUGAUUGCUCCGGAACAGGGUAUCUCGGCAGGUCCUGUGAGAGAGAGGCAACCGUUCUGAGCUAUGACGGGAGUAUGUUCAUGAAGAUUCAGCUCCCAGUGGUGAUGCACACUGAAGCUGAGGACGUGUCCUUAAGGUUCAGAUCCCAGCGUGCAUAUGGCAUUCUGACGGCGACUACUUCUAGGGACUCUGCAGACACCCUCCGCCUGGAGCUAGAUGCAGGGCGUGUGAAACUCACGGUCAAUCUAGAUUGUAUCAGGAUUAACUGUAAUUCCAGCAAAGGUCCCGAGACCCUUUUUGCUGGCUAUAACCUCAAUGAUAAUGAAUGGCACACGGUGCGUGUGGUUCGUCGAGGAAAAAGUUUAAAGCUAACUGUGGAUGAUCAACAGGCCAUGACAGGCCAAAUGGCAGGUGACCAUACAAGGCUGGAGUUUCAUAACAUAGAGACUGGCAUCAUCACAGAACGGCGGUAUCUUUCUUCUGUCCCUUCAAACUUCAUUGGACACCUACAAAGUCUAACAUUUAAUGGAAUGGCAUACAUUGACUUGUGCAAAAAUGGUGAUAUUGAUUACUGUGAGCUCAAUGCCAGAUUUGGCUUCAGGAACAUCAUAGCAGAUCCCGUCACCUUCAAGACCAAAUCGAGCUAUGUUGCCUUAGCUACAUUGCAAGCCUACACUUCUAUGCACCUUUUUUUCCAGUUCAAGACCACAUCCCUAGAUGGACUAAUUCUGUAUAACAGUGGAGAUGGAAAUGACUUUAUUGUUGUAGAAUUAGUUAAAGGGUACUUGCACUACGUGUUUGACUUGGGAAAUGGUGCUAACCUCAUCAAAGGGAGCUCAAAUAAACCGCUCAAUGACAAUCAGUGGCACAACGUGAUGAUUUCAAGGGACACCAGCAAUCUCCACACUGUAAAAAUUGACACGAAGAUCACAACGCAAAUCACUGCAGGAGCCAGGAACUUAGACCUCAAGAGCGAUUUGUAUAUAGGAGGAGUGGCUAAAGAAACAUACAAAGCCUUGCCCAAACUCGUCCAUGCCAAAGAGGGUUUUCAAGGCUGCCUGGCUUCCGUUGACUUAAACGGUCGGCUUCCGGAUCUCAUCUCAGAUGCUCUUUUCUGCAACGGACAAAUUGAGAGAGGAUGUGAAGGGCCCAGCACUACCUGCCAAGAGGACUCAUGUUCAAAUCAAGGCGUGUGCUUGCAACAAUGGGAUGGGUUCAGCUGUGACUGUAGCAUGACUUCCUUCAGUGGGCCACUCUGCAAUGACCCUGGGACAACGUAUAUCUUUAGCAAAGGUGGUGGACAGAUCACGUAUAAGUGGCCUCCUAAUGACCGGCCGAGUACACGAGCAGACAGGCUGGCCAUAGGAUUUAGCACUGUCCAAAAAGAAGCAGUAUUGGUGCGAGUGGACAGUUCCUCAGGCCUGGGUGACUACCUUGAACUGCACAUACACCAAGGAAAAAUUGGAGUUAAGUUUAAUGUUGGGACAGAUGACAUCGCCAUUGAGGAGUCCAAUGCAAUCAUUAACGAUGGGAAAUACCAUGUAGUACGUUUCACGAGGAGUGGUGGCAAUGCCACGUUACAGGUGGACAGCUGGCCAGUGAUCGAGCGCUACCCUGCAGGAAACAAUGAUAACGAGCGCCUGGCGAUUGCUAGACAGCGAAUUCCAUAUCGACUUGGUCGAGUAGUUGAUGAAUGGCUACUCGACAAAGGGCGUCAGCUCACAAUCUUCAAUAGCCAAGCAACCAUAAUAAUUGGCGGGAAAGAGCAGGGCCAGCCCUUCCAGGGCCAGCUCUCUGGGCUUUACUACAAUGGCUUGAAAGUUCUGAAUAUGGCAGCAGAAAAUGAUGCCAACAUCGCCAUAGUGGGAAAUGUGAGACUGGUUGGUGAAGUGCCUUCCUCUAUGACAACUGAGUCAACAGCCACUGCCAUGCAGUCAGAGAUGUCCACCUCAAUCAUGGAGACUACCACGACCCUGGCUACCAGCACAGCUAGAAGAGGAAAGCCUCCCACGAAAGAGCCCAUUAGCCAGACCACAGAUGACAUCCUUGUGGCCUCAGCAGAGUGUCCCAGUGACGAUGAGGACAUUGACCCCUGUGAGCCGAGCUCAGGUGGGUUAGCCAACCCCACCAGAGUAGGUGGCCGAGAACCGUAUCCAGGCUCCGCAGAGGUCAUCCGGGAGUCCAGCAGCACCACCGGCAUGGUGGUGGGGAUCGUGGCCGCAGCCGCCCUGUGCAUCCUCAUCCUCCUCUAUGCGAUGUACAAGUACAGAAACCGGGAUGAAGGCUCAUACCAUGUGGACGAGAGUCGAAACUACAUCAGUAACUCAGCACAGUCCAACGGGGCUGUGGUCAAGGAGAAACAACCCAGCAGCGCAAAAAGCGCCAACAAAAAUAAGAAAAACAAGGAUAAAGAGUAUUACGUCUGAUCCCAAGAUCCGAAAGACACUUGUAUAGAAAUAGUCUUCAUUUUAUCUGAGACAUAAUAUAAACUUAUUUACUUUCCUUUUUAUGAAGCACAUACAAAAGAAGACAGGGAAUGCGAUCAGGAGGGAAAAAAAAACUGUUUUUAAAAAAAAUAAACAAGUAUCUCAUGCUCUUGUUUCUCAAAAAAAAAAUACAAAAAAAGGAAAGAAAGAAUAAGAAAGGAAGGAAAAAUACUAAAAAAAUAAAAAUAAAAACAAAAAAACAGGGGCCAAUAAAUUCCCUAACAUCCACAGUGUUUUCAGUCACUCUGCCUGUCUUUAUGUUGCUGGAACAUUUUUAAAGACAGUGAUGACCGCUCGCAUUCAUAAAGCAAAGGAGUAUUACAACAUCGAGGCACAACACAAAACACAACACACAAAAGAAGCUACCUAUGAUCCUGGAUUCAGCCACAGUGCUAGCGCGACCCUGAGAAGUCAGUUAGUCUGCUUGGCCAGGAGGCAUCUGUUUGCGGGACAAACUGCAGACCCUGAAGAGAGUUGGCCAGCUGCUGCAACUGUAGCGGGGGUUGGAACUUGCAUUGGAGACAAAGUGCUGGCUUUUUUGAAGACUUGUGUAGGAACACAUUCAAAAAGCCCCUUUCUGUUUGUGAGAGGAAAAAAAAGUAUGGAGGCCUUAUUUUCCAAAAUGUGAAAUAUAAGGCACAUUUUCACACUAAAAUUUCAAAACAAAAAAAUAAGAGGGCAUAGAUGCAAUCAUUGGGAAAUUUUCAUGCACGCUUACUAUGUUAUUACAUAUGUUUAUAUAAAACCCAUCUCUGUGUGCUUUCUGGACUGUGAUAAGUGACGUUUUAUAGCCUGUUGUAUAGAAAAUGCAAAAUAUAUCUCUGCUCUUCAGCCAUUUUUGGUAAUUCAAUGUUAUAAGUGUUGCUAAGUAUAGGGAGUUUUAUGACAUCAGAGCAACAAUUAUUUCAGUCUGAUUUCUUUUGCCACCAUUAUAAAUUGCCACAAUUACUUUUUUAAACAAAAUUACAGUGUAGUGUUUAUUCUAAGAAAGAUAUGUAUGAAUGUAUAUAAAAAGACUCCACCACUUCUUUUCUUACAUGUAUAGCCUUCCUUCUGUUGCGAUUAAGUUUAGUAUUUGUAUGAAAGGUGUGAAUUAGAAGGUAAAAUAUAUACCUAAGUGUCAUAUAAUCCUUUCUCCCCCUAAAUACUCAUAUCUUUUAUAAGUUCAACAUUGAAGUUCACACACACCACACCACACGCACACACACACACACACACACACACACACACA
Messenger RNA from Nannospalax galili (Upper Galilee mountains blind mole rat), 6880 nucleotides. It is a transcript of the gene Nrxn1, whose product is annotated as neurexin 1. The record is from RefSeq and is a predicted model, not a curated record. NCBI's taxonomy places the organism in Eukaryota, Metazoa, Chordata, Mammalia, Rodentia, Spalacidae. The transcript is spliced from 23 exons. The coding region runs from base 1066 to 5589 and encodes 1507 amino acids.